Messenger RNA from Penicillium canescens, 1515 nucleotides. RefSeq lists its product as uncharacterized. Gene Ontology annotation, cellular component: membrane. The coding region runs from base 1 to 1515 and encodes 504 amino acids. Gene Ontology annotation, biological process: transmembrane transport. The record is from RefSeq and is a predicted model, not a curated record. The transcript has a single exon. Lineage: Eukaryota; Fungi; Ascomycota; Eurotiomycetes; Eurotiales; Aspergillaceae. Gene Ontology annotation, molecular function: transmembrane transporter activity.
AUGGACAUUAAGAAAGACCCUGAGUCGGCUUAUGCCGAAGACAAUAUCUCCUCGGCAGAAGGGCAACUCGACGUUGCGAGCGCGGCAUAUCGCCGCAUGCCAGAGUCGGUUCGCAACCUCAGUGACGAUGAGGUAAAGUCUCUCAACAAAAAGCUUGUCCGCAAGGUCGAUCUGUUUAUUCUUCCUACCAUUGGAAUCUUGUACAUUUUGAACUAUAUCGACCGUCAAAACCUGGCUGCGGCCAAGCUCCAGGGUAUCAUGGAGGAUCUGAACAUGUCCACCGAACAAUUCGCUACUGCGAUCUCCAUCCUCUUCGUUGGAUACUUGCCCUUCCAAAUUCCAAGCAAUCUUCUCAUUACAAAGAUCCCACGGCCUGGCAUGUACAUCUGCGCGGCCGUAGCAAUCUGGGGCUGCAUCUCAGCCUGCACAGCAUUGGUCAAGACAUACGGCCAACUCCUCGCAGUACGAGCCAUUCUUGGAGCCGCCGAAGCCGUAUUUUUCCCCGGCGCCAUCUACUACCUCUCAGCCUGGUACACAAAGAUGGAACUCGGCAAGCGCAUCGCCGGUCUAUACAUCGCCCAACAAGUCGGUAACGCCUUCGGUGGCCUAUUCGCAGCAGCAAUCCUUCAACUCGACGGCGUCCACAACAUCCGCGGCUGGCAAUGGCUCUUCAUCAUCGAGGGUAGCGCAACAGUCGGCAUUGGAAUGAUCUGCGCGUGCAUCAUGCCCGAGUUUCCACACAACAGCCGCAUCUUGUCGCAGACAGAGCGGGACUUUGCCGUGUGGCGAAUUGAGUCGGAGGCUGGUGCAGGAGAGGCCUCAGAGCAGGAGAGCGUAUGGAAGGGAUUCGCGAAAGCGCUCUCCGACCCGAAGUUGAUUCUCCUUAUUUUUUGCAACAUGCUCUCUCAAACUCAGGGAUCCAUCGCCAACUACUUUCCCACGCUCGUCGGCUCCCUCAACUUCUCCAAGACGGUUAGCUUGCUUCUUACUGCACCACCGUACAUUCUUGCUGGAAUAGUCUACUACGGAAUCAUGUUCUACUCUGAUCGUAAGAACACCGUCUACCCGAUUAUCCUCAUCUGCAUCGCCAUCUCAAUCGUGAUGUACAUUAUCCCAAUGGCGACGCUGAAUAUUGGCGCUCGGUAUUUCUCCAUGAUGAUCUUACCAUUCGCUUCUGUCGGACCGCAGCUGCUCCUCUAUAAGACUAUCAACCUGCAUCUCGCACGACCUGUCUCGAAGCGUGCUGCUGCCUCUGCUUUGGUUAAUGCUAUUGGUGGAACAGCAAAUAUCUGGGCUUCAUAUUUGUACUAUGGCUCGCCGCAUUUCUAUGCUGCUUUUGGAACGCUGAUGGGCGCUGCUGUCCUGUUUGGCUUUACUAUUACUGCGUAUCGCUGGCUCGUGCUCCGUGAGAACAAGCGCCUGGACUCGGGUGACCCAGUGGAAAUUGCUAAGGUUACUAAGGGUGGUGUCACUGAUGAAAUGGUCUCGCUUAACUGGCGCUAUGAAAUGUACUGA